Molecule: messenger RNA, 14787 nt
Organism: Penicillium odoratum
Lineage: Eukaryota; Fungi; Ascomycota; Eurotiomycetes; Eurotiales; Aspergillaceae
Exons: 8
Coding region: 1-14787 (4928 amino acids)
Biological process (GO): amino acid activation for nonribosomal peptide biosynthetic process; secondary metabolite biosynthetic process
Cellular component (GO): cytoplasm
Molecular function (GO): catalytic activity; phosphopantetheine binding
Source: RefSeq, a predicted model, not a curated record
AUGGAUGUUGCAGCCGUACACCACUUGGGCACUUCCCUCCCAAAUAUUGUUGAGGAACAAGCAAAGUCUGGCUUCCCGAUAGAAAUGUCCAUUUCGGAAUUACCUGCCAGGUCUAUCGCCAAUCCAUCUCCCUGCAUACUACCAGGUCCGCAACUACUCCAUAAUCUAGUCUUCACUGGCUCUUCUCAUCCAAGUCACUCCAAUCAUGCCAUUGAGUUUCUAGCUGCCGAUGGAAGCGUUCGCUGCUUGUCAUACAAGUCUCUUGAUUGGCUAUCUUCCAACCUGGCAGCCAAGAUUUCUCUUGCUGCGACAUCCAGAUCUGAUGGCACAAAGAUGGUGGUUCCCGUACUUCUACCACAGUCUUUGGAGCUAUACAUUACGUGGCUGGCGAUCCUGAAGGCAGGUGGUGCCUUUUGCCCAUUGAACACCGAUGCGCCACCUGAGCGGAUAGAAUUUAUUCUGCAAGAUGUCGCGGCCUCGGUGGUGGUCACAAACGGCGCGCUGGUCGCCCGGAUACCCCAGAAUGCAUCGGUAGCCGUGAUAGAUACAGAUGAGGUCCAGGACGAGCCAACUCUUGACCUUCCACAAUUCGAGGUCAGGCCGUCGGAUCUGGCGUAUGUGAUGUACACAUCUGGUUCCACUGGUCGUCCCAAAGGUGUGGGGAUAUCACAUCUGGCGGCCACUCAAUCCUUGCUGGCCCACAAUGACCUGAUACCCUCAUUCAAUCGAUUCUUGCAAUUUGCAUCCCCCACAUUCGACGUCUCUGUGUUUGAAGUGUUUUUCCCCUUCAUGCGAGGUGCGACCCUCAUCGGCUCCGAGAGAGAGAACAUGCUUCUCGAUAUCUCCCAUGUCAUGACCGUGAUGGAAGUUGAUGCCGCCGAGUUGACUCCUACCGUAGCGGGAGAGUUGUUGCGCACCCGGGCUGCCGCACCCUCCUUGCGAGUUCUGCUGACAAUCGGUGAGAUGCUCACCAAGCAUGUGAUUGAGGAGUUUGGUCAGUCAGAAUAUUCGGAAGGGAUUCUACAUGGUAUGUAUGGUCCAACUGAAGCUGCAAUUCACUGUACUGCGGCGACGGCAUUCCAGUCCAAUGCGCCGGUGAACCUGAUUGGCAAACCCUUCAAAACCGUAUCUUCCUUUAUUAUGUCUUUGGAGUCCGAUUAUUCCACCCAGGAGCCCCAGAUUCUUCCAAUGGGGGAGAUCGGUGAGCUUGUUGUGGGCGGCCCGCAACUGGCAGACGGAUACAUCAAUCGACCGGAAGAAAAUGCCAAGGCUUUUAUUGACAGCCCAUGGUAUGGUAGACUCUAUCGUACCGGCGACAAAGCUCGAAUGUUACCUUCGGGCGAGAUUGAGUGUUUUGGUCGCAUUUCCAGUGGCCAGGUUAAGUUGCGUGGUCAGCGAAUCGAGCUGGGAGAGAUUGAACAUGUAAUUCUCAGAGCGCCGGAGGUUCGAAGUGCUGUGGUCGUCGUGGCUGGCGGCAGUUUGGCGGCGUUUGUCCUGCUCAACGAUAAAAGUCUCACCGAUCGCCAUCUCCGCGACAUCUGCCGUCAGUGGCUACCUCGUUUCAUGGUCCCGGGCGAGUUUAUUUUGGUCGAUCAAUUCCCCCAGCUCCCGUCGGGCAAAAUUGACCGCAAGGCACUAGAAGCCGAUUUCGCUCGUCGCCGCGCCGUUGUACAGUCUGUUGAUCAACAGAAAUUACGAGAUGAGCUUGAGGAGACAAUUGCAUCGUGUGUCACCGAUGUUCUAGGCAGACAGCUUCCGUCAACAGACAGUCUGGUAGCAAGUGGUCUCGACUCGCUAGCCGCGAUCCGAUUGGCCUCGCAUCUCCUGGAUGCCGGUAUCCGUCUAGACGUGGCGCAAUUGUUAAACGCCGAUUGCAUCGAUGAGGUUUGGCAGCUUGCCAAAGAAAUCGAGACCACAAAACCAUCCGGGGAUACGCAAGCCGGUCUUUGCAGGAUUCGUCAAUUAGUUGCGAGUGCGGGAGCAGCCAGAAUUGUAUCUCUGGGAUUGGACUCACAGGUGAUUGACGUGCAACCAACCACCCAUAUUCAGCAGGCAAUGAUACUGGAAACGGUUCGACAUGCCAAAGCAUACUGUAACUGGGUUGAAUUGGAAUUUCAACCCUCAGUCAACUCAACAUCUGUUCAGGAUGCAUUCGUCAAACUGUUGGACCGAAAUCCGCUCUUGAGAUCUGGCUUUGUGGAGAUCGGCCUGAAGGACCAUGCAUUUGCCCGCUUUACCUGGAAUGCAGUUGAUGAACAGCUCAUUCAAAGACGUGAUGUCUUUGACUACGACCUCUCCUUGCUUACAGAGCAUGAUCUUCUUAAUCCUUUACGGAUUCAGUUCAAAGAAACAAAAGAUGGUCUCCGGGUCUUAAUUCAUAUUCAUCAUGCAUUAUACGACGGGUGGUCUUGGCAGUUGAUCCUGAAAGACCUCCAUCGAAUCUUACUGGGAGAGGAAACUCCCCCAAGACCUGCAUACAAUAUAUUGUCGGACUUCUUUAUUGAGCACAAACUCAGCGAGAAAGCUACUGAAACGUCUCUUUUUUGGCGUGAUCAGUUGCAAGGUUUCUCUCCUACCCCUCUUCCCAAUUUCCAUGGUAAAACGGACCUCGCACCAGGUACGCGGGAGGUCACUUGUGUGCUCGACAUCUCUGUGCCAAAACUUAACGAGGUGUCGCAGCAUCUGUUAGUGGGCCGGCAGACCAUUUUCCAAGCUGCAUUUACUUCCAUUCUUUCUUCGUAUAUCGGGUCCCAUGACGUGGUCUUCGGUACUGUUUUCUCGGGUCGUACCUUGCCAGUCAAGGGUAUCGAGACGGUCAUUGGGCCAUGUAUUCGUACACUGCCAACACGCAUGAACCUCGACAAGAUGAAAAAUGUAUCAGACCUUCUCCUCGCAAUUCAGAACAUGAAUCGAAAAUCUCUUGAACAUGGCAAUCUUCCUCUUCAGGACAUCAAAAAGAUAUCUGGUAUUGACUUUGAUCAGCAACUCUUUGACACUGCCCUGGUGUGGCAGGAAAGUGUCUGGACCAAUGACAAUGAAAAUGGCCAGUUCCACGAAGUUGACACGGCAGAGUUUCUGGAGUUUGUGCUCCUAUUGGAGUUUGAGCCUAGAGGAGACAAAAUCCACGCCAGGGCGACUUACCAAAAUGCUAUCUUCCCACCCGAGCAGGUACAAACUCUUCUGAAACAGGUAGACUUGGUGGCAUCGAUUCUCAUCGAUUCUCCGACGCUUUCAAUCAAUGAAGUCAAUGACAAUCUGCCCCUGUCAACAUUAUCAAUUCUCAAUCCUAAUCCCGAGACUCAGAGAAAUCGAUCGAGCCUUGUGACUGGAGCUGAGACGAUUGCCUUCAUUGAUCCGAAUCGAACAGCAAUCGAAAUUCUGCUUUCAACUGAAGAAUCUACACCUCCAGAGAUUCAUAGUAUCACAUAUGGUCAAUUGAACUCUCGAGCCAAUCGCCUUGCUAAUUGCCUGGUCCAGCAGGGGUUGACAAGGGGCAAUUUGGCUGCAAUGUAUCUCGACAGAUCGAUCGAUUCCUACAUUUCCAUCCUAGCGAUCGCUAAGAUUGGAGCUGGAUUGUUGCCUCUGACCGAUCGGACAUCCUCACAUGAGAUGAAAUCAAUACGGGCAGCUUCUGAUGUGCAACCAUGGAUCAUUCGAUCAUCUAAAUCCCACAACGAUGUAUCAGUGCUCUUGCAUUCAGGCUCAAAGAUCUUCCUGCCUAGCUCUUUGGAUGAUUACCUUGAUGAUAAUCUUCUCACGACUCACGACUCCUUUUACAUUGUUUGUGCUAGCGAAGGAACAGAAAACGACUUAACGAAUCUUGCACAUCUUUCCUACCAUGACCUACAAAGUCAUAUCAAUGUACUGGCGGAUUCCUACCCCACCGCGGCGGGAUCAAAACUUCUCCAGACUUCUUCACAGCUCCAUGCAUCAAUCAUUGAGAGUUUCUUCGCCUGGCACAUGGGAAUUACCCUGUGUAUCGCACCGAAUGAGGGUCUGGCGAGAAUUCCCUGCUCCAUCAUCAAUAAAAUGAACAUCACCCAUCUUCAUUUGACACCCACGUUGGCCUCUCGCCUAACUCCUGAGGAUGUUCCGGGCGUUCGAUUCCUGCUUACAUCCGGGGAAUCACUGACAGCUAGAGUGCGCCAAAACUGGGCUGGUAAAGGACUUUAUCAUGGCUACGAUACUCCUGGCUUGUCCGGCUUUUGCACCUUAUAUUCCAAUUUCGAAAGCUCAAAUUCUCUUGAAAACAUCGGUACACCGCUAAAGAACACUUCUGUGAUGAUUGUGUCGGAAUCACCCUCAAUGAAGAUGGUUCCACGCGGUGCAGUUGGAGAAUUAUGCUUCGGAGGGGAGCAAGUUGGGCGCACAUUUUCUGAUUUGAACGAUGCGCUUGGUAGCCGUUUCAUCAAUCAUUCGCAAUUUGGUCGAUUUUACAGGACUGGUGAUUAUGGCAGACUUCUUCCUGAUGGAUCUAUUCUGGUUGUUCCCCGGCAUGAUCAGGGGGUAGCCUUUGAGAAAAUCUAUCAUGUUAUCAUGUCUUUGAACUUUGUUGAAGAUGCCGUGAGUAUGAUCUUGAGCAACGCUCGCACUAAUCAGCAGCAACUGGUUACUGCCUGGGUUCCUUCGGAGCGUCUCAAAGACCCAUCGGACUCUGAGAAAAUCUUUCUUUUGACUAAAGAUAUUUUCGAAGAACUUAGCAAAAGGCUCCCCACAUCUGCAAUUCCUUCUCUUAUCAUUCCAAUGGAAAAAUUGCCUAUGACUGAGUCUUACAAGACUGAUCAUUUCAUGAUCAGGGAAAAAAUCAAGGCAAUAAGCUCAGACAGACUCGCAGCAUUUUCUCGCGGCGGUGCUGACGAUUCUGAUGACGAUCUCACUGAUACUGAGAAGACUAUUGCAGUCGCCUUAUCAGCAGUGACUGGACUUGACCAACAGAAUAUCAACAGAAACACGUCAUUCUAUAAGCUGGGAUUAGAUUCUCUAUCUGCUAUUGCAUUUUCGCGAAAACUACAGGAUUCAGGAUGUGGAAGACUUGCUGUCUCUACAAUUUUGCGCCAUAGCUCCGUUGCACAGCUAGCGACUGUUGUUGGGAUCACGAAUUGCCACCAGCCUCAGCAACCGGCCCUGCAAAGUGACGCCACAUUCAUAUUUGAUGAGAGCUUUAUUGUUGGAAUCAAAAAUGAUUUCCAGGAUGAGAACACUUCUGUCCAAGGUGUUUAUCCAUGCACGCCACUGCAGGAAGCAAUGUUGGCAGCCAAGUCUGAUAUGAAUUCGGCAUACUUCAAUCAUAUAUUGCUUCGUGUCAACGCCGAUGUCAGAGCCUUGGAGAGCGCAUGGAAUCAGAUGCUGGAUCGGCAUGAAAUUCUCAGAACCUGCUUUAGACCAAACAAGGAUAAGCGAUUUGCAUUUGCGCAAAUCGUUCUAGACAAGGUAGAUCUACCUUGGUCUUGCCUUGAAACAUCUUCCCACCGUCUCAGUGAGGAAAUUGCAAAGAAGAAAUUAGAGUUUGAACGCCAGUCGCCAGUCAAUGGCAAAGUUCCAUACUCGUUGACUAUUCUCACAGAGGCCUCCACACAAAAUACGUAUUUUCUCUUGUCAAUUCAUCACGCCUUGUACGAUGGUGAAGGCAUAGCGCAGCUGUUGCAGGGAAUUCAGCUUGCUCUCUCGGGCCAGGAAUUGCCCAAAACUCAACCCUUUCACAAAUUCAUUGAAUAUAUGGCUUCUGUUGGUUCUGGUGAAUCUGACCAAUUUUGGGAUCGCUACCUCGCUGGGGUGACACCAACACUCUUGCCCAUCCCUGAAGGAAAUCAGGUCUUAAUAAAUUCCUCCACCUCAGAGCAGAUCCAUCUGAAUUUCAGCGACUCUCUCGCGUCGUUUAAGCAACAGUGCAAAGAACUGUCCGUGGCGCCUUUGAAUGUCUUUCAUGCCUCUUGGGCAAGGCUACUAGCUUUGCACUCCAGCUCUUCCGAUGUCUGCUUUGGCAAUGUUUUCGGUUGUCGAACCAUCCCCUUGGAUGGCGUGGAUAGCAUAGUUGGGCCCUGCUUCAACACACUCCCCAUGAGAGUCAAAAUGUCUCCGGCGUCAACAAAUGCGGAUAUCAUGAAGCUAUUCCAGAAGCACAACAGUGAUAUUUUACCUCACCAACUUACCUCUUUACGUCACAUUCAAAGGCGUGUCUUACAUGGAGGCUCUCAGCUCUUCGAUACUUUGGUAAUUCUUCAGCAGAGCAAAACCGACUUGGACCCACGUUAUUGGGAACUUCUUCAAGACGAAGGAAAUAUGGGAUUUCCUCUAAUCUGUGAGAUUAUUCCCGAUGAGAACCAAAAUAGCAUCUCGAUAUGUCUCCAUUUCCGCACAUCAUUCCUAACGCAGAACGUGGCGAGGAGCCUCGCACAAGGAUUUUUGGCGCUCGUUGAGCACACGGUGCAAUAUCCAUCGGCACAAGCUUCCGACAAGGGAUCUAUAGGGGCCAUUAUUGCUCCUAUAUUCGAGACGAGAGAAAUUCGGAAACUUGUCUCUAUUCAACAAUCAUCGGGAAAGACUCCUCAAUGGUCUGACCAUGAAGAUACACUUCGAGACAUUGUCUGCGAUUUUGCAGGUAUUGAGACGGAAGCUGUCUCACUGCAUACCACCAUCUUCCAACUCGGACUCGACAGCAUCCAUGCUGUUCAAAUUUCUGGGAGACUCCGUAAACUGGGAUACAAAAUCUCGGCAGGUGACAUUCUUGAGGCUGCUUCACUUGACAAGAUCGCGUCGCUUCUUGAUACCAGCAGAAAAGAUUCCCAUGAAGAUGAAUUUGACUUUUCCUCUUUUGAGAAUCAACACCUUCGAUCUGUCUGUGAGCAAUUCGGCAUAUCUUCUCACACAGUGCAGGCUUUGCGACCUUGCACCCCUGUUCAAAAUGGGAUGUUGGCCCUUUUCAUGCAUUCCCAUGGGAAAACAUACUUGAAUCGCAUGGCGUUGAACUUUUCGAGGCCGCUGGACAAGGCUUUGUUGAAGGAGGCUUGGAUAAAGGUGAUGGCCCAUCAUGAUAUGCUCCGAACUGGUUUCGUUCAACUAGGCGAUCCAAAAUAUCCGUUUGCCAUGAUUACUUACAAGAAAGGUCUUGAGAUCCCAUGGAAUGAACUAGCAGAAUCUGAUACAGAUAAACCCAAUGAUCAAGAGCAGCAAAUCUUUGACAAUCUUUGCCGACCUCCAUGGCAAAUCACCAUCGAGGCCUCCGACGAGCUGACCACUGUUCAUUUCUCUGCUCUUCAUGCUAUCUAUGAUGCACAAUCUCUGGAAUCAAUAUUUUCCGAUGUGUUGACAGCUUAUGAAGAGCGGGCCCUGGCUGAGACCAGCCCCAUCGAAAGCACUCUCGGUCCGAUUUUGAUUGAGAGCCAAACGCAAAACCAAUCUGCCGAGAAUUUCUGGCAAGAGCUUGCCCCGGAAGUUCAUCCAUCCAAAUUUCCAGACCUGAAUCCCAUUCGCAUCGAAAGAAAAAAAUUGAUGAGCAACUCCAUCCGUUCCUCACGGUCGCUCAAUGCUCUUGAGGCUCGCUGUCGCGAUUUAGGUGUCACACUGCAAGCAGCUGGACAAGCAGCAUGGGCUCGACUACUCUCUGCAUAUACGGGUGAACAGAGUGUCACCUUUGGUACCGUCCUUUCUGGUCGUAAUCUGUCGGCAGCAGCGCAGAAGGCAGUUUUCCCAUGUCUCGUGACAGUCCCAUCCCCUCAACGCAUUCAAGGAAGCAAUAAGGAUUUGCUGGUUCGCAUUCUGAAGAGAAAUGCUUCUUUGAUCAAGAAUCAAUUCACCCCGCUGGCACAAAUUCAGCGCUGGCUUGGAAGCGAUGAACCUCUGUUCGACACACUUUUUGUCUAUCAAAAGUUCAAGUCACACCCAAGUAACUCCAAAUCUUGGGAAGUUGUUGACGAGGAAACAAGAAUUGACUACCCUAUUUCCAUUGAACUGGUUCCACUUUCGACCGAUCUCGACAUCCGAAUCAGCUAUAGGAACGACAUUGUUCCCCAGGAGCAAGCCAUGAUUCUUCUGAAUCAAUAUGACAAAAUAUUGGAGCAAACACUCUUCUCCCCAAAUUCAAACUCGGAUGACUACCUAUUUCUCGAAAACCCGUUGUUAUCCAUAACUCCAGCCAAGGAGAAAGCCUUGCCCACAUCGGUAUCUUUGCUGCAUCAAUUCGUCGAGGACAACGCCACCAAGGUCCCAGAAAAGACUGCUUUUGAGUUUGCAUUCGGUGCCGACGUAGAAAAUAUUCAAAAGAAGACAUGGUCCUACCAGCAGUUAAACGAGGAUGGCAACCGAAUUGCUCAUUUCUUGCAGAGCAAGGGUGUUGACCCGGGUGGAAUGGUCGCCAUUUGUUUCGAUAAGUGUGCGGAGGCAUCUAUUGCUAUACUAGGAAUUCUCAAAGCUGGCUGUGCAUACUUGGCCAUCGAUCCCUCCGCUCCUAUUUCUCGCAAGCAGUUCAUCAUGGAGGAUUCAGACUCCAAAAUCCUGCUUUGCAGUCUGCCGAAAAAACUGGAGCUUGACGGCCUGUCCGGUGUGGAAAUUCACGCACUAGAUGAGCCUGGUGUAUACCAAGACUUUCCCUGUGAGCCUCCAGUGCUCUCUCGCAAAAUACAACCAAACGAUACAUGUUAUUGUCUGUACACCUCUGGGACAACUGGCACGCCAAAGGGCUGCGAAAUUACUCAUGACAAUGCCGUUCAGGCCAUGCUGGCAUUUCAAAGGUUGUUUUCGCCACACUGGGAUGAAGACUCUCGUUGGCUACAAUUUGCGUCCUUCCAUUUUGACGUCAGUGUCCUUGAACAGUAUUGGAGCUGGAGCGUUGGAAUUUGUGUCACUUCUUGUCCACGGGAUCUUCUUUUCGAAGAUUUGCCAGGAACGAUUCAAAAGCUCCAAAUCACACACAUUGAUCUGACACCCAGCUUGGCAAGAUUGGUACACCCAGAUCAGGUCCCUUCCCUCUGUCGAGGAGUAUUUAUCACUGGUGGAGAGGCCCUGAAGCAAGAAAUUCUCGAUGCCUGGGGGCACCAUGGGGUUAUUUACAAUGGAUACGGUCCGACCGAAGUCACCAUCGGCUGCACUAUGCUUCCCCGAAUGCGCGCCAAUGAUAAGCCCUCCAAUAUUGGGCCCCAGUUUGAAAAUGUCGGUUCCUAUGUUUUCCGCCCAGGAACAUCCACGCCUGUUUUGCGCGGCGGUCUCGGCGAGCUUUGUGUCUCCGGCCCACUUGUUGGGAAAGGUUACCUGAACAGGGCAGAGCUGACGAGAGAGCGGUUCCAAGACCUGCCUGAAUAUGAAGAUCGUAUAUAUCGAACAGGUGACCUGGUCAGAAUUCUAUGCGAUGACAGUUUCCAAUUUCUCGGCCGGAUUGAUGACCAGGUCAAAUUGCGCGGACAAAGACUCGAGAUUGGAGAGAUCAACGAAGUCGUCAAACAAGCAACAUCCGAGUUAAAUGAAAUUGCUACACUGGUCGUCAAGCAUCCAAAGCAGUCCAAAGACCAGCUCGUCUCUUUCGUUACCAAGUUAGGUACCGAUAAGAAGUCUCGCUCUGUCGAGAUCGAUACCUCCGAUGACAAUGGCUUAUUCCUAUCAACCAUAAAGGCGGCCUGCCAUGCGCACCUCCCAGGAUACAUGGUACCUACACAUAUCAUCCCACUAACUCGCUUCCCUCUGUCUGCAAAUAACAAAGCCGAUAUGAAGGUCUUGAAGAGCCUCUACCAGGAGCUUUCUUUGGAUGACAUUCAAGCAUUGACUGCGAUGGCUACCAAUCAAACAGUGAAAGAUGCACGCGAAGAUGAGAUCAUCGCUGCGCUAUCAAAUUUCAUUGGAUCUACAGAUUCUGCUAUAUCGUCAUGGUCAAGUAUCUACGAAUUGGGUCUUGAUUCCAUCUCGGUUAUUUCCUUUUCUAGGACUCUGAGAGAUAGUGGGUUCCCCCAUGCUCAGCCAUCCUUGAUAAUGAAGUAUCCCACUAUCGCCGGUAUGGCGUCAGCCCUACGGGAAUCCCCAACCGUCUCCCCUUUAAAGGAGAAUCUUCACCAAAAUGCAAAGCAAGUCAUUCAAGCCUUUGCUCACAAGCAUUUUCAUGCCAUCGUUGGAAGUAUCGGAACCAUCGAGAGUGAUGUCCAACAGAUUUCGCCUUGCACGCCGCUCCAGGAAGGAAUAAUUUAUCACUUCCUGUCGAGCCCUGCACCCAUGUAUUGCUCUUCUUUCAGCUUUGAGUUGAACCCUUCUAUUGAUUUGAAUAAAUUGAAGGCAAGCUGGGAGCAGGCGCAAUGUCAAGUUCAAAUGUUGCGAGCGCGAUUUUCACCUUCUCCUGAUGGCUAUGCUCAAGUCAUUCUCAAGAAAGAUAUGCUUCCGUGGUUCCACAUGGAUGUUGCAUUCGAUGGGGCAAUGGAAAGUGCCCGAAAAGAGCAGCUAAAUAGAUGGGUUGUUGAUCUUUGCAGCCUUUCCACGAGGCUUUGGGAGGUAGGAAUAAUCACCUCUCCUGAGAAGUCGAUCAUGUGUCUCAAUAUAUUUCACGCUCUAUAUGAUGGGAACAGCUUGGGCCUUCUUCUUGACUUGGUUGCUGAUAUUUAUCACGGUCAACCCAAUCCCCUUGCGAAUACUCCGGAGUUCCUUGAUGUGUUACAUCUGGGUCCUCUUUGCAAAGAUCCAGCAGCAGAAUCCUUUUGGAGGGAGCAUCUUUCAACUUGUCAAGCCCGUCCUCUAUUGAACUCCGAGCAAAGCCAGGAAGCCUCAUUCGUACAUACGUUGCGAAUUGAUACCACGGACCCUUUGGAUCGCUUAAGAAAAUCUCUCAACACCACCGAACAAGCCAUUCUUCAUGCCUGCUGGUUGUUGACGCUUCACCGGAGGUAUGCUUUUGUCCCGCCAAUUGGUGUUAUUGCCUCAGGCCGCACAAUCGAUACUCCUGGAAUUGAAAAUGUCAUUGGUCCUUUGUUCAACACAAUUCCAAGCAAUAUACAAUUUCGUGGGCUGAAAUCCUGGGCAGAGGUUGCUCAGCGGUGUCACGAAUACCAUAUUUCUACUAUGAAAUUCCAAUUCACUGCUCUUCGUGACAUUGUGAAAUGGCUCGGAAGAAAUCCUGAUGAGCCUCUCUUUGACUGCCUCUUCGUUUUUCAACGAAAAAAUUCCGAUGAGAAGUCCUCGGCGAGCCAUCCGUGGAUUCCAAUCGACUCAGAGGCCGAGCAUGUAUAUCCUUUGGCCUUUGAAAUUGUGCGACAGGGCAACAAACAUCUGACCUUAACUCUUGCCGCAAAGAGUCAUGCCAUGUCCUUUGGGACAGCCCAUGAGCUUCUCUCCGAUUUUGAGAAGGUCUUGUCUGAAUUUUCACAAAACCCCAACCAUGAAAUGCCUUAUCUCAAUGGAAUUUCGGAAGGAAUUCCUACUCAGGUAAAUGAAUACAAGGUCCAAGAAUCCCCCAAUCCGCUUGGGGGCGGCGAUUCUUCAUUCCAAUGGACAUCGCAAGCUUGCAAAAUUCGAGAUGUAAUUGCAAGUCUUUCUGGGGUAAGCGCAGCUUCAAUCCGAGGAGAGACAUCUAUCUUUGAGGUUGGUCUUGACAGCAUCGAUGCUAUCAAGCUAUCAUCCAGGUUGAGCAAAGUGGGGAUCAAGCUUCCUGUGAGCACCAUCAUGCGCAGCAGAACAAUCAAGGCUUGUGCUUGUCAGCUGGCCGUCUCAUAUAAUGAUGAACAGAAUGAAACACCUCCAUUACUGGGCCAAAUUGAACAAUCCUUGACUGAAUUCCUGAAGAAGGAAGGCCUUUUGCCUCGGGACACCUGUCGUGUUCUCCCAGCCACCCCAAUUCAAGAAGCCAUGGUCGCGGAAAUGACUGCGUCUGAUUACCAACAUUAUUACAAUCAUGAGGUCCUAAAGAUCGAGCCGCAUGUUGAUCGCAAAAAACUUCAAGAGGCAUGGGCAGCCGUUGUCAAAGCUCACCCUAUUCUGCGCACAUCCUUUGUCGAGAUCUGGGAUCCCGAGAUACCCGCCGCCUACGCUCAAGUUGUUCAUAGUGAAGGUAUCUUUGAUUUUCAAACUGUGCAUCUAAAUGGGCUCACGGCGGAUUCCAUAAUUGAAGCACAGCGCAAGAGAGCGUCUGCCGAACUCGCAAAUCGCCCACUUCUGACAGUCACUGUCACCACUGAUAGGGAUGAUCAUUAUCUCGUUCUUUCCAUUGCACAUGCUCUCUAUGAUGGCUGGUCAAUCAAUUUGUUGCACGAGGACGUGGCUAGGUCUUAUUAUGGAGAAGACUGUUCUCGUCCAUCUCCCGAUGCAAUUCUGGAGCAGAUCAUCGCAUCCUCGGGGGAGCAGGCUCUCAAAUUUUGGAGAGCAACCCUAUCCAACUGCAUGCCAGUCCUCUUCCCAUCAGUGAAUCAUUCGGAGGUUGCUUCAACCGUGGUUCACCGUGCAGAGAAGCCAUUUUCUGUAUCAUCCGAGAAGGCUGAUGCCUUUUGCAGGCGAAAUGGGAUCACCAUGCAAGCACUUUUGGUCAGCUGCUGGUCUCUUGUCCUAGCUACACAUGUCAAGAAGCUAGAUGUUGUCUUUGGCCUGGUUUUCUCGGGUCGCAACGUCGCGGAUUCCCAAAAUGUGAUGUUCCCAACCAUGAACACUGUGACCAUGCGAGUUAUUCUACAUGGGACCCGUCUGGAUCUGGUGAAAUAUGUUCAAGAGACAUUAUUGGAGAUUUCCGAGUACCAGCAUUUCCCAUUGCGGCGCGCUAGACCUGACACCAAGUCGCGCCAACUAUUUGAUACACUGUUCAUCUACCAAAAGAGACCGUCAGAAAGUGAACAUACCAGGCAGGCCCUCUACAAAUCCACCGGAGUGGGUGCAUCUGAUGUUGAAUAUCCGGUCUGUGCUGAGAUUGAAAGCGUUGGAGAGAGCCUCGUGGGUCGAGUGGCUUGUCGUGGCAGUGUUCUUGGAGAGAAGGAUACCCUUAAAUUGCUUGAGCAGAUGGCACACGUCUUGCUGUCAAUUGUUCAUCAGCCAUUCGAACAGACUGUUGAUUUCAGUGGAGAGGCCAUGAAAAUCUGUGGCUACUUGGUCCCUCAGGAAUCCUCCGAUGAAGAAGUGGAAUCUGGAGUAUUGCCUCGGGUGCAUGGUCCAAGGGAAUGGUCCACUAUCGAGUCGAAGAUUCGCAGUGUCCUUGCAAUUGUGUCUGGAGUACCUGAGAACACAAUUGAUCCGGGAGCCAAUAUCUUCCAGCUCGGUUUGGACAGUAUCAGUGCCAUCAAGGUCGCUGCACUUCUAAAGAAGCAAUCUAUCAAAUUGACUGUCAGCGAUAUGCUCAAAACGGGCACAAUUGAGAAGAUGGCGACGGUAGUGGACAUCAACCAUGCAGAUCUCACACCAACGGAGAUUGCCAAAGCCCUUGAGAGGUCGCUUGACAAUAUUCAAACUGCUCCCUUGCUCUCUUCAUGUGGCAUUAACCUGCAAGAAGUUCAAGGAAUAAUUCCAGCAACCGCUGGACAGACAUAUUUCCUGGCAAUGAACUCCUUGAACUCAAUGGUGUUCUAUCCCGAAUUCCUCUACUUGUCAUCCAGGCAGCUCAGUCAGGAAAUUCUCGACAAGGCCUGGUGUCGGCUGAUAGAGCAAACUCCUAUCCUUCGAACAGCUUUUGUUCCUACCAAUGAUCCACGAGUGCCGUAUAUCCAAGCUGUGUUCAAAACCAGUCAAUCUCCCAUUCGUUGGCACGAAACUCUCGAUCAUCAACUUGCUACCACAAGUCCUGAUCAGGAGUUCGGUUCGGUACCGGUCGCAUUGCAUGCUUGUCAAACCAGCAAGGGAACAGCGGUUACCUUGAAGAUUCACCACGCUCUCUACGAUGCAGUCAGUCUGCCGUACAUAAUGGAUGAACUUGCCCAACUUUGCAACAACACGCAGGCUGAAUCAAAAUCCAACUCGCGCGACAUCUCCCAACUUGUGGCUGUUCAGCAUGCUUAUUCGCCCGUUGGUGUUCGACGCCAAUUCUGGGAGAAGUAUCUGGAUCAAAUCGCAAUCCAGGGAGUUGGAUAUUCACGAUUGGGUGAGUUUGGCGUUAUUCAGCAGCACUACCGACCAGGGCUCGUUUCGAAUAUGUCCCGGGCUGAGAAGGCCGCGAAGCUUCGGGGCCUCAGUGUCCAAUCGAUUUUCCUGGCAGUUUAUGCUCGACUGCAUGCCCAGACAUUUGGGGGCUCCGAGGGUCUUGUCGUUGGGUUGUAUCUCGCCAAUCGGUCUUUCGUCACGGAAGGGCUAUCUGGACUUGUUGCUCCUACAGUUAAUAUUGUUCCACUGCGCCUGGACAAUAAAUUUCCCGAUGGCGAUGACUCACUCUUUGCCGCGGCUGAGAAGAUCCAGGACGACAUCAACCUGAUCAGCAUGUUUGAGCAUUCUUGUGUUUCUCUGGUGGAAAUCGCUGAAUGGACUGGGGUGCGCAUCAACACCUGCGUCAAUUUCCUGCGCUUGCCUGAGGUGGAGGACUCCAGCAGCACUGCCACCAAUCAGGUGGUCUUCAGAUCUCUUGAAUUUAGCGAUAUUGAGGAUAUUAACGGGGUCAAGGUUUUCAAAGCCAAUUCCCUAACUAAUGAUGACACUGCAGUGCCCGCUGCCACGCAAGCCAUGCGGGCCGCUGCUUCAUCGGCGGCUAUGAAGGAUAUAUUUUGGCCCACGAUCGAUGUGGAGGCAGCCAUCCGAGACGACCGAUUGGACUUUGGACUCUUCGCUCCAGAGGCUCGACUGGAUCAUGAUACUGCGAUCCAGAUGAUCGAGAAAAUGCAGCAGGGCAUGAAUACCCUGACUGAGGAAGCUCAUUGA